AUGGCUCGUAAACUUAGUCUACUGGCUCUUGCAAGCCUUAUUUCGCUGUCAGUUCAGCAGAAUUGCGCAGCAUUAUUUGGCCAAUGUGGAGGUAAUGGAUGGACCGGCUCAACAUGCUGCGUUUCUGGCGCCCAGUGCACUUACGUGAACGACUUCUAUUCUCAGUGUCUUGCCUCAACUGGUGGCGGCAGUACUACUAGUAGAUCAUCAACUUCAUCCAGCUCAGUCUCAAGAUCUUCAUCUACUAGCUCAGUUUCCAGAUCCUCAUCUGCCGGCUCCUCGCCUGGGGGCGGCUCACCAACUGGUGGCGCUUCUACGUAUACAACGACUGAUACUGCUACGGUUGCUCCUCAUUCCCAGUCUCCUUACCCCAGUAUUGCUGCCUCCAGCUGCGGGUCCUGGACUCUAGUGGAUAAUGUUUGCUGUCCAUCAUAUUGUGCCACCGAUGACACAUCCGAGUUCUGCACGGGCGGCUGCACCUGUGCCACGCCACCUUCGGCGGAUUGCAAAUCAGGAACUAUGUACCCAGAAGUCCACCAUGUAACUAGCAAUGAGACUUGGCACUACAGCAGAUCUACGCAUUUCGGCUUGACAAGCGGCGGAGCUUGUGGCUUUGGCCUCUAUGGUCUCUGCACAAAAGGCAGUGUUACCGCGAGCUGGACAGAUCCUAUGUUGGGAUCAACCUGUGAUGCUUUCUGCACAGCCUACCCCUUACUUUGCAAAGAUCCUACGGGCACUACUCUUCGCGGCAACUUUGCAGCACCAAACGGAGAUUAUUAUUCGCAGUUUUGGUCUUCUCUGCCAGGAGCCCUAGAUAACUACCUGUCUUGUGGCGAAUGCAUUGAACUCAUUCAGACGAAACCAGACGGAACCGACUAUGCUGUAGGGGAAGCUGGCUACACUGAUCCGAUCACUCUGGAGAUAGUAGACAGCUGCCCUUGUAGCGCAAAUUCCAAGUGGUGCUGUGGCCCCGGUGCCGAUCAUUGCGGAGAGAUCGAUUUUAAAUAUGGCUGCCCUCUUCCGGCCGACAGCAUUCAUCUCGAUCUCUCAGACAUUGCCAUGGGCCGCUUACAGGGCAACGGUUCACUCACUAAUGGUGUGAUUCCAACUCGAUACAAGAGAGUUCCUUGCCCCAAACUUGGAAAUGUUUAUAUAUGGCUUCGAAAUGGCGGGGGGCCGUACUACUUUGCUCUGACAGCCGUGAAUACUAAUGGACCCGGAUCGGUCACCAAGAUUGAGAUCAAGGGUGCAGGCACAGAUACUUGGGUUGCUUUGGAACAUGAUCCAAACUACACCAGCAGUCGCCCACAAGAACGAUAUGGAAGCUGGGUAAUUCCACAGGGGUCAGGACCUUUCAAUCUGCCCGUUGGAAUACGCCUUACUAGCCCAACGGGAGAGCAGAUUGUUAAUGAACAAGCCAUAAAGACAUUUACUCCACCAGCGACAGCAGAUCCUAACUUCUAUUACAUCGACAUCGGCGUACAGUUUAGUCAAAACUAA
Molecule: messenger RNA, 1500 nt
Organism: Trichoderma harzianum CBS 226.95
Lineage: Eukaryota; Fungi; Ascomycota; Sordariomycetes; Hypocreales; Hypocreaceae
Exons: 6
Coding region: 1-1500 (499 amino acids)
Biological process (GO): carbohydrate metabolic process
Cellular component (GO): extracellular region
Molecular function (GO): cellulose binding
Source: RefSeq, a predicted model, not a curated record